Molecule: messenger RNA, 2346 nt
Organism: Aspergillus chevalieri
Lineage: Eukaryota; Fungi; Ascomycota; Eurotiomycetes; Eurotiales; Aspergillaceae
Product: ubiquitin-specific protease UBP14
Exons: 6
Coding region: 1-2346 (781 amino acids)
Biological process (GO): protein deubiquitination
Molecular function (GO): protein binding; cysteine-type deubiquitinase activity; zinc ion binding
Source: RefSeq, a predicted model, not a curated record
AUGGACUUUUGUACACACAUCCAUUCAGAAGACCUCAAACCACCUUCUCCAUCACAAGCCGUGUAUCGGGAAGAUUGCACGCAAUGUUUUGACUCAAUUGAUGACGAGUUGGGAUUGAAUGUUUGUCUCCACUGUUUCAACGGUGGCUGUACAGGCGAUAGAAAUCACUCCCGUCUCCAUUACAACCGAUUUGACCAUCCUCUGGCACUCAACAUAAAGCGGACGAGAAAGAAGGUCCAGAAGAUUUCCAAGCUUGCAAUUGCCGCGGAGACGGAUGAAGAUCGCUACGAUACAACCACAAAAGUCGUCUGCUAUUCAUGCUGUCAAGAUGAUAUAGAUAAAUCUAGCGGAAAUUUGUCUGUGGUAAUUGACGGGAUGAUGAAAGCGUUGACAUUCUCAAAAAGGGAAGAGGUGAAAGCCUGGGAACAGGAGUUCGUCCCUUGUGAACACACUCUUUGCUUGGUACAAGACAAUCCCAGACAGAUUGAAUCCCAAGAUCUCGGCCAAUGCUCAAUGUGCGACCUCAAGGAAAAUCUUUGGCUCUGUUUAGAGUGCGGCAACCUUGGCUGUGGACGCAGCCAGUUUGGUGGCAUAGGGGGCAACUCCCAUGCUCUUGCACACUCUGAUUUGGCAUCUCAUGGUGUCGCAGUCAAACUCGGAUCAAUAACCGCUGAUGGUUCUGCUGACAUUUACUGCUACAAGUGCAACGAGGAAAGGAUAGACCCUGAUCUUGCCACCCACCUGGCUCACUGGGGGAUAGAUAUAACAGGGCGAGAAAAGACUGAGAAAAGCCUCAUGGAGAUGCAAAUUGAACAUAAUAUGAGAUGGGAGUUCUCAAUGACCAAUGAGGAUGGCCAGGAGCUUACUACAGUUUUCGGUCCGGGCUUUACAGGAUUGACUAACCUAGGAAACAGCUGUUAUCUUUCGAGCAUUGUCCAAUGUGUUUUUUCCUUGCCGGAGUUUCAACAGAGAUAUUACCAUCCAAACGAAGAGCCUCCGUUCUCUCAGAACCCGGCAGAAGAUCUCGAGACACAGUUGCGGAAGCUUGCAGAUGGUAUUCUCUCCGGCCGGUACUCGAGGCCGGACAGGGAUGUCAUUGCUUCCCCAGAUUCCCCGGAAGUCCCGCAUCAAAAGGGAUUGGCGCCAGCAAUGUUCAAACAUUUGAUUGGUCGCGGGCAUGAGGAGUUCUCUACGAUGCGACAACAAGAUGCCUUUGAGUUCUUACUUCACUUAUUCAAGGUAAUCAGCUUGUCCUCGCACCCUGUGCAUUUGGGCAAUCCAAUCCAAACGUUCCGUUUCGCAACGGAACAGCGUCUUCAAUGUACCUCGUGCAAUAAGGUGCGUUAUAAAGUUGAUGAGCAAGACAACAUCUCUAUCCCGGUACCUGCGCGCCGAGUAUCUUAUCGUGAUAAGCCGGCCUCGUCUUCUGAGAACAACCACUCUGAUCAGUUUGAACCGGUAACCUUGUUGGACUGCCUGGACUCUUCCACGGCAGAUGAGCUUGUUGAAUUUAGCUGUCCAGCUUGCGGUAGUAGCGAUGGUUUCUCCAAAAGAUCAUUGUUUCGAACGCUACCACAACAACUUGUCAUUAACGCCCGGCGUUUUGAGUUGGUCAAUUGGGUCCCUACUAAACUGGACAUACCGGUUGAAGUUGGCGAUGAUACUGUGGAUCUCAGCCGUUAUCUCUCCUCUGGACCGCAGGAUGGCGAGGAGAUCCUCCCAGAGACCGAGACCGAUACAUUUAAUCCAAAUCAGGAAAUACUCGAUCAACUUCUUAGCAUGGGCUUUCCAGGAGUGAGGUGCGAAAAGGCACUUUACGCAACUGGGAAUUCGGAUACUGAGGCAGCCAUGAAUUGGCUAUUUGCCCAUAUGGAAGAUCCUGAUAUCGAUCAACCAUUUGCGGCCAGUCGAGUCGCUGGAGAGUCUACUAAGAACCAGCAAGAUCCGUUGAAGGUGGCACAGUUGAGUGAAAUGGGCAUCGGUGAUGCACAUGCAAGGAAAGCGUUGGCAGCUACAGAUGGGGACGUCAAUAGGGCCCUUGACUGGGUAUUCAGUCAUCCAGAUGAUUUGGGUGAAGACGCUGAUCAGAAUUCUGGAUCUGAACCUGAUGCUCCUCGUGAAACACCGGGCUUCAGUACUACGCCAGCCAAAUACCAGCUCCAGUCUAUAGUCUGUCACAAGGGAUCUUCAGUGCAUGCUGGUCACUAUGUGGCCUUUGUGCGAAAAGUCCUCCCUGGGGAAAACAAACUGUCGUGGGUGAUGUAUAACGAUGAAAAGGUUGUGAAGGUUGAUGACAUACAGGAGAUGAAGAAGUUUGCCUAUGUGUAUAUAUUCUCCCGUGUUUAG